Messenger RNA from Perca flavescens (yellow perch), 1208 nucleotides. RefSeq names its product homeobox A1a (gene hoxa1a). The transcript has 2 exons. Gene Ontology annotation, cellular component: nucleus. Lineage: Eukaryota; Metazoa; Chordata; Actinopteri; Perciformes; Percidae. Gene Ontology annotation, molecular function: RNA polymerase II cis-regulatory region sequence-specific DNA binding; DNA-binding transcription factor activity, RNA polymerase II-specific. Gene Ontology annotation, biological process: regulation of transcription by RNA polymerase II. Bases 128 to 1099 code for a protein of 323 amino acids. The record is from RefSeq and is a predicted model, not a curated record.
UCCUCUGAUCAGGACAGAGUAUAGGUAAAGGUUGGCACGGUCACUCAGGGUAAGAGGGGAGAUAGGAAUAGAUCAGAGGGUGUCUGUAGAGUGGACGGUCCCUCAGCCCCGGUAGAACAAUGCUACAAUGAGCAGCUUCUUUGACUACUCAGCGAUGAGCGGUGAAGGUGGCUCAUGCUCUGUCAGGGGUUUCCACUCGGACCACGGGAUUACAACUUUCCAGUCCUGCGCGGUUACUGUCAACAACUGCGGUGCGGAUGACCGCUUUAUGGGGAGCAGGGCUUCCCCUGACGGCAUCCCUCACCAGCCGGCUUCAUUCCAAUCUACCGCGAGCUCCCUGGGUCUCUAUGGAGCCCAUCCGGCCUGCAGCUCCAACUAUGGACCACAAAGUUUCUGUCCUACGUAUAACCAUUACGCGCUCAACCAGGAAGUAGAAUCCACCGCGGGAUUCCCCCAGUGCGGCCCACUGAUGUACUCGGGUAACAUUUCCUCCUCCAUGGUCUCUCAGCAUCGCCAAGGUUACAGUGCCGCCCCCCUGGGUCAAGUGCAGUAUGCCCAUGCUGCCUAUGGCGGCGGACAUGAGCAAGCAGCCCCUUUUCCUGGGUGCUCAAACCCGCUGUCACCACUGCACGCAGCUCACCUGGAAGCUUGUUGUUCACCUCUGUCUGAGGGUGCAUCUUCUGCACAGACCUUCGACUGGAUGAAAGUCAAGAGGAACCCACCAAAAACAGGCAGGUCUGGGGAGUACGGGUAUGGGGGCCAGCCGAACACAGUCCGGACCAACUUCACCACCAAGCAGCUGACGGAGUUGGAAAAGGAGUUCCACUUUAACAAGUACCUGACCCGUGCGCGGCGCGUUGAGAUCGCGGCCGCGCUGCAGCUGAAUGAGACUCAGGUGAAAAUCUGGUUCCAGAACCGGAGGAUGAAGCAGAAGAAGAGGGAGAAAGAAGGUCUGCUGCCGGCCAAAGCUUCAUCUUCAGACCCGGGAGAGAGCAAUCAAGAGAAAAUGGACGAUGCAGCAUCAGAGAAGUCCAUCUCAGCUCCCUCUACUCCGUCUCCCACAUCAUCCACGGUGUCUGAUCCUUACUCCUCCAACUAAAAAACAACUGCCUCCUCACCUCUUUAGGCCACAGGCGGCCUGUAUAUAUCAAAGCUCGUACCCAGCGUAUCAAAGCAAAGUCCUGGUUGGUGGAUGACAUAUAUGGACA